AACAGCUGCUUUUGUGCCGGUGGGGAUAGACGCGGCACAGCUGUUCCGCGCGAAGACAACGCCGUAGUCGCCGCAGCAUAAUAUACAACAAAAGAACGCCGUACUGUUUGAACGCAACGGAUGGAUAGAGAGAGGACUGGCAGAGCGUUCAGUGUAUGUCCGUCCGCCGUCGGCGUCUGUCGUGCUGUCUGUUUGCCGGGUACGUGCGCUCGCGCGUGUCAGUGUGUUUGUUAGUGUUCGUUUUGAAAUAAUUUCUUGUUAAUUCAGUUAGUUUAUUGUUUUUAACUCUUUGAUUUGUUUUUUAUCCGUCGGUCAACACCACCUCUCAGUGUUUUUGUUUUCGGCCGACGACUUAACGACCGGUGUCAACGAGCUCUCAACGCCGGAGCCGUAAUAAUGGGCGUAAAAUGAAAAUUCGUUAUUUCAAGUACCCGGGGAAAGCGACUCUGCUGGUGGACGGCCUGCCAUCGGCUCUGAAACAAUUGGAGUUGGACAGCGAGGCGACGGAAGACAAAAAGGCAGAACUGAUGAAUUCGUACGAAGCGAGUUGGCAGGAAUGUCGUCUGAAAUGGUGUUUGCGGUCACGGAGCAAAGAGCGUCGUCAUCCGUGGGAAAUGGCGGACGACGAGCCCGUGGAAGACGACGACGAAGAGUACGCGGGCGGCAGUUUGGGCAACGGAACGGUAAGCCGUAGGAAUCCGUCAGAAAAACGACAGGCCAGCAGUAGCGACAUCAGCAACAGUAGCCAAGAGGAACAUUUCGAUGCGUUGCAUACGCAGUCGUCGAGGCGACCCAGAGCAAAGCCUUUGAGCCGCGUGCAGAGUGUACGGCAGCCGGAAUCGGUUACCCAUCGGUACAGGACGAGACAACGAGUGGCCGCCGAGAUGGUGGACGAACAACGAGCGGCCACCGCCGCCCGAGACCUGUGUCGUUCUUCAGCGGCCAAGAUAAAAAAGAGUCUUUCCUUUAGGAACCCGGCACCCAAAAAAGUGGCAACGGGCAGCGACCGUUUUCGGUGUUCGACCGCCAUCGACGACAACGGUAAUGAUCAACAUUACCAGCAUUACCACCACCAUCGGUUGGCGUGCACCGCUCCGGCCACUGCUGUAGAGGUCGGCUCGACCACCGGGUGUGCGGAUGCGGCCGACGGCCAACAGCAACAAGACAACUUCGCCAUUCCUAGGCCGAAACUCAUAGUUCCUGUUCACACGUAUGGUCUCAGAAAACGGCGGACGGGUAACACGAUCUCAACGAACAGAACGGCCAGCGACGUGAAUACCGGCACCGUGUCGUCGUCGACAUCGGCGUCCAACAAUUGCGGCGGCAGUUCGACCGACUCCAAGAAGCACCACAAUUCCUGUCCAGAGGGACGAGUGGAAGUCAGCAGAGAAAACAAAUAUUUGAGCACUUUGGCUCCUGGAAAAGUAUUCGGUGAACUUGCCAUUUUGUACAACUGUAAACGCACUGCCACCAUAAAAGCCGCCACUGACUGUAAGCUAUGGGCAAUCGAACGGCAAUGUUUCCAAACCAUUAUGAUGAGAACAGGUCUCAUCCGUCAAACCGAAUAUACAGACUUCUUGAAGAGCGUCCCGAUAUUCAAAGACUUACCCGAAGAGACUCUAAUAAAAAUCUCAGACGUAUUGGAAGAAACUUUCUACAACGCCGGAGAUUAUAUCAUAAGACAAGGAGCACGUGGAGACACGUUCUUUAUAAUCAACAAAGGAAAGGUCAAAGUUACCAUCAAGCAGCCAAACAACACAGAAGAAAAAUAUAUCCGUACUUUACAGAAAGGUGACUUUUUCGGUGAAAAAGCUCUGCAAGGCGAUGAUUUGCGAACGGCCAAUAUUAUAGCUUGUGAUCCCGAAGGGGUUUCUUGUUUGGUCAUUGACAGAGAAACUUUCAACCAACUAAUAUCAGGGUUGGAUGAAAUUCGCACUAGAUACAAAGAUGAUGACGUUUUGGAACGAAUGAGUACUACAAACAAAGAAUUCCAAAAUCUCAAACUAUCAGAUCUCCAAGUACUAGCCACUUUGGGCGUCGGAGGUUUUGGCAGGGUCGAACUUGUCCAAGUUAAUAAUGAUUCAACUCGGUCAUUUGCUUUGAAACAAAUGAAAAAAAGUCAAAUUGUCGAGACGAGACAACAACAACAUAUCAUGUCUGAAAAAGAAAUUAUGGGUGAAGCUAAUUGUGACUUCAUAGUCAAACUGUUCAAGACGUUCAAAGAUCAAAAAUAUCUGUACAUGCUCAUGGAAUCGUGCCUUGGUGGAGAAUUGUGGACUAUAUUGAGAGACAGAGGACAUUUUGAUGACUCCACCACGCGAUUUUACACGGGUUGUGUGGUCGAAGCAUUUGAUUACUUGCAUUCUCGUAAUAUCAUUUACCGAGAUUUGAAACCUGAAAAUCUUCUCUUAGACAUAAGUGGUUAUGUCAAACUAGUGGAUUUCGGUUUUGCUAAAAAACUUCAGAAUGGAAGAAAAACUUGGACAUUCUGUGGUACACCCGAGUACGUCGCUCCGGAAGUGAUUCUCAACAGGGGUCAUGAUAUUAGCGCCGAUUACUGGUCAUUGGGAGUACUCAUGUUCGAACUACUUACCGGCACACCACCUUUCACCGGAGCCGAUCCUAUGAAAACUUACAAUAUUAUAUUAAAAGGAAUAGAUGCUAUUGAAUUCCCAAGAAAUAUUACUAGAAAUGCUAGAGUCUUAAUUAAAAAAUUAUGCAGAGACAAUCCAGCUGAAAGAUUAACUGAAGUACAAAAGCACAAAUGGUUUGAUGGUUUUAACUGGGAAGGACUUCGAAAUCGAACGCUUACCCCUCCAAUUCUACCAAAGGUGCGUAGUGCUAUAGACACAAGCAAUUUUGACAAUUAUCCACCUGAUGCAGACAGCCCUCCACCGGAUGACAAUUCAGGCUGGGACAUUAAUUUCUAAUUUCUAUUUUUAUGAUUAUAAUUCUUUGCCACACCAACAAUUUUACCUUAAAAACCCUUCUUUAAAUUCAAAUUACCAACCUUUAUUCUUUUAUAUAUUAUUUAUGUAUACAAUGUCAAACAUGCCCAACAUAUAAUAAUAAUAAUGAUAUAAUGUUGUUUUAGAAAUGCCCUUGAUAAAAAAAAAAAAAAAUUUGGAUUUAUAUUUUGGGUAUUUGAUGUUGUCUACCACUUUAUUAGUGAUACAUUGUUU
Daktulosphaira vitifoliae (grape phylloxera) is the source of this 3182-nucleotide messenger RNA. It is a transcript of the gene for, whose product is annotated as cGMP-dependent protein kinase, isozyme 2 forms cD4/T1/T3A/T3B. NCBI's taxonomy places the organism in Eukaryota, Metazoa, Arthropoda, Insecta, Hemiptera, Phylloxeridae. Gene Ontology annotation, biological process: protein phosphorylation. Gene Ontology annotation, molecular function: cGMP-dependent protein kinase activity; ATP binding. Bases 408 to 2930 code for a protein of 840 amino acids. The record is from RefSeq and is a predicted model, not a curated record. The transcript has 14 exons.